Messenger RNA from Cryptomeria japonica (Japanese cedar), 2031 nucleotides. RefSeq names its product protein DETOXIFICATION 33. Bases 56 to 1585 code for a protein of 509 amino acids. The transcript is spliced from 9 exons. The record is from RefSeq and is a predicted model, not a curated record. Gene Ontology annotation, cellular component: membrane. Gene Ontology annotation, molecular function: xenobiotic transmembrane transporter activity; antiporter activity. NCBI's taxonomy places the organism in Eukaryota, Viridiplantae, Streptophyta, Pinopsida, Cupressales, Cupressaceae. Gene Ontology annotation, biological process: xenobiotic detoxification by transmembrane export across the plasma membrane.
AUUAAAUUUAAUCUGAACAUGCAUUAAGGUUGCAUAAUUCUCUCUGGUUGUAAAUAUGGCUGAUGAUCUUAGUUCAUCAUUGUUGAAGGAAGAGGAGCAAGAUAAUGAUAUUAGUAACCAUGAAGUUACUAACAGAGAGAAUUUAAGGUUAACAGAUUUGGAUAGUAUUGUUAGCUUUCAACAGCUGAUAAAAGAAAGUUGGAGAGAAUCAAAGAAGCUGUGGAGAAUUGCAGGGCCUGCUAUUUUCAUCAGAGUAUGUUCACAUUCAAUGCUAUUAAUCACAACAAUAUGUGCAGGCCACUUGGGUGUUGUGGAAUUGGCAGCUCUGGCAAUUCAAGGCAAUGUUAUUGGACUCCUGGCUUUUGGACUCAUGUUGGGAAUGGGCAGUGCAUUAGAAACCCUCUGUGGUCAGGCCGUUGGAGCACGAAAACUUCAAAUGCUUGGAGUGUAUUUGCAGCGUUCAUGGUUAAUAUUGAUGGGUACAGGAGUUCUUUUGAGUCCUAUUUACAUCUUUGCCACCCCAAUUCUUAAGCUGUUGGGACAGGAGGAUGACAUAGCUGAUCUAACUGGAGAAUUUGCACUUUGGAUGCUACCACAGUUGUUUCUCUAUGGAUUAAAUUUCCCAAUGCAAAAGUUUCUUCAGGCACAGAGCAAACUCAUGGUCAUGGUUUGGAUUGCCUUAGUUGCAUUGAUAAUCCAUGCCAUUCUGAGUUGGUUGUUAAUGUUCGAAGCAGGUUUGGGAUUGGUUGGAGCAGCUAUUACAAUAAUUUUUUCAUGGUUUUUUAUCGAUAUAAGUCAAUUUUUGUAUAUAGUUUACUUUUGUCAAGAUGCUUGGAAAGGAUUCUCCUGGCUUACUUUUCGUGAUCUAUGGCCUUUUAUUCGACUUUCAGUGGCUUCGGGUGUUAUGCUAUGUCUGGAGAUCUGGUAUAUGAUGUCACUGAUUGUUAUGACGGGUCAUUUGAAAAAUGCAACAAUUGAAGUCGAUGCGCUAUCUAUCUGUAUGAAUUUGAAUGGAUUGGAAGUCAUGAUCUUCGUCGGUUUCAAUGCAGCCAUUAGUGUAAGAGUAUCGAAUGAACUGGGAGCUGGUCAUCCCAAAGCUGCAAAAUUUUCUGUCCUGGUGGUUGUUGUAACAUCAUUAUCAAUUGGCCUUAUAUGUAUGGCCAUCAUUCUUGCAACCAAAAAUGAUUUUGCUGCACUAUUCACGAGUAGUAAAGUGGUCAUAGAAACAGUGUCCAAUAUGGCAAUGUUACUUGGAGUAACGAUGGUUUUAAAUAGUGUACAACCAGUUCUAUCAGGUGUGGCCGUAGGCGGAGGUUGGCAACGUCUGAUAGCCUAUGUAAACAUAGGGUGCUACUAUGUUGUUGGAUUACCCCUUGGUCUUCUUAUGGGAUAUAAGUUCGACCUUGGAGCGAAGGGCAUUUGGACGGGUAUGAUUUGUGGAACAGCCCUCCAGACUCUUAUUUUAUUGUUAAUCACAUAUUUCACUAAUUGGAACCGAGAGGCUGCUCAAGCUGAGGAUCGUAUCAGGGUAUGGGGAGGAUCAUUGAAAGGGAACGAGAAUGUUGAAUAUGAGAACAUCCAUUAAAAAAUCUAGAAGACCAUUUGCGAAAUCUUUUGAUAAAUGUCGUCAUGGAAAAAUAAUUGUUCUAAAGAUAAUAUCUAGAAGAUCAUCUUCUGUGAAGAAGAAAACCUCCAAAUAUUUGAACUGCAGGUACAAAUCUAGUGGAUUGACACACGACAUGCUCAACUAGAUGGUCUAUCGUUAGGCUGAUUGAUGGUUCAGUAAUUUCAAAUACUAGAAAUUUUUGGUGAACAGGCUAUACCAUCAAUCUAAUUUCGUAGAAAUACUGUAUAAUUUAUAAGUGAAAAUAUGUUGCGAAUUCAAUUCAGUAUUCAGGUACAUACCUAGUAAUAUAAUAUAGAUGGAAAGAAACUAAUCAUAAAAGAGAUGCUAACUAUAACACAAAAUAUAUGUUGAAAUUUUUUUAUGAGAGAAAACUCUACCCAAUGAAAUUCAAAUCUUGUAUACAU